AUGUCAAACGGAAUGCAAGGCGAUAUGCUCUCAUUCAAAUUGGCUGCUAUUUUUGUCACAUUAUCGUUAAUGACUCUGGGAAACCCUUCUUCUCUGGCCAGCAGUUCAAGGGAAUGCUCGAGUGUAAGGCCAGUAAUCCGAGAAGAUAGUCGCCAGCAAUUCAACUGGCUGGGCAGGAUUAGGUACACCAGGUCAGCGGGUGGGGUGUGGUAUCCCUGCUCCGGAGUGGCCAUAACCAGACGUCAUGCCCUCGUGCCUGCUCACUGUGUUCUAUUUCUGGAUAAGGGCGAUGCCUACAGCUUUAUGGUUGGAAACAGAAGACACACCGUCAGUCGUAUUUUCAUUCACCCAGAGUAUCGUUUGGAGCUUCCGUCUUACGAUGUUGCCGUCCUUAAACUGAACUCCCAACUGAGAUCCUGUUUGUCCAUAUCGGAGGAUACUGAAUCCCAUGACGUGAUCGCCCGUCUAUUCGAUGUGGUCAGUACGCUGGUGGAUAAGCAUCCGAAAAGCCUUCAUACUCUGGCCAGGGUCACGGGUCACCAGUACUGUCAGCGAAAAUAUAAAGAUUUCAUACUUAGGCACAAUGAGAUUUGUGCGUACGUCCACCAGGAUAAAGAUUUCCUAACUGGCGCAGCUCUAUUGGGUAUCCAAAUUGUAAAUGGAUCUGAGGCUUGGCGUCUUUUGGGAAUAUCAACGCACGGCCCGUACGAAAGAAACCGCAAGAUACCCGAUAUCUUUACGCUUAUAUACCCUUUCAAUAACUGGAUUGGGAACAUUCUUAGUUUAUAA
Molecule: messenger RNA, 789 nt
Organism: Drosophila mauritiana
Lineage: Eukaryota; Metazoa; Arthropoda; Insecta; Diptera; Drosophilidae
Product: plasma kallikrein-like
Exons: 2
Coding region: 1-789 (262 amino acids)
Biological process (GO): proteolysis
Molecular function (GO): serine-type endopeptidase activity
Source: RefSeq, a predicted model, not a curated record